Messenger RNA from Sclerotinia borealis F-4128, 1491 nucleotides. NCBI's taxonomy places the organism in Eukaryota, Fungi, Ascomycota, Leotiomycetes, Helotiales, Sclerotiniaceae. The record is from the annotation of a GenBank genome assembly.
AUGCUCCUCUUUCCCUGUCUUGUUAGCCCUGCAACGGCCAACCCUAUCGGCCUUAGCCGCGAAUCUCAGCCAUUUCAUGCUUGUUUUCGAUGUUCUAAUUCCGGAAUUCAAUGUCGUGGUUAUGCUACCCAAGCGCCUGCAUCAACGAAGAAGAAAGUAGUUGUUCGACAAUGCUUAAUCCCUAUACGUCCGGCACCACCAAACUUGCCAUGCUAUGAGUUUUCUUACUUCAAUCUUAGCGAGCAAGAACAACUGUACUUUGAAGACUUUGCAUGUGCAGCUUCCACCGACCCAUAUAGCAUGGUCCUGGACUCAACACGCCGUACGGCUAGAUCGAUCGAGUCAUUCUUUUGGAGCGAAACGGUGCUCCAGGAAAGUUUUACAACGCCUUGUAUUCGUCAUGGAAUUGUCGCCAUUUCUGCCCUGGUGCAGAGCUUUCAGUUGGACACUAUCAACUCACAACAAGCCCAUGAACAAUUCGCCUUGAAACAAUACGGUAAAACAUUGCAAUUGACGAGAGACUUUAUUGCCACCACUAAAUGUACGAUGGAGCGUUCAAGAACACUCUUCAUUUGUUCUUUGAUAUUAGCCCACUUUGAAUGUUUCUACGGGAAUCGAAAUCUGGCAAUUUCUCACAUGCAAUGCGCCCGAUCAUUGCUCACGAAAGAGACCUCGAAGUUUCUUGAUUACAGAUUCGUCAGUAUCUUAAUGAACCUUGAUAUUGUCAAUUACUCCACUAUGGGCUUCAAAUCAAUAUUCUCUUAUCGCCAAACCAUAUUUGAAGAGGAGCGGAUUUACAUACCGGAACUUUUUUCCAGCAUAGGGGAAGCAGUCAAAACUCGAGCGAUACUCGUCCAAAGGGCCAACAACCUCUAUAUAGAGAUUUUCAAAUAUAGAUUCACACCAAAAGCAAAGAUUCCCCGCUCCGCGAUCAAACGGAGAGAUCAUUACGUGGCGCAAUUAAGACGGUGGGAUGCUACCUUCCGUCGAUUUACGUGGAUGUCCGAUUACAAAACUGGCAUUGUCGGACAUCCAGUGCGGAGACCAGAUUCAUUGAGGAUGCGAAUAUUGAUCGGUGCCAUCAAGCUUGCCACAAGUCUCAACGAAUCGCAGUUGGUCACGGACGAGCUCCUCGAACCAUUUCAAUAUAUUGUCUCUUACACGCGAGAUAUAAUAGACUAUGAAGCAUAUUUGUCUAAAGAGGGUGCAUGGGAUAGUCGUGUGACUGCAAGGAUCGCUAUCUGGAAGAUGGCACUAGAGCAGCCAGGGAUGGAUGAAUUUGGAACUAUUUCUGAGCAUGCAAGAUGUUAUGGGGAAUGUUUCGAGGUCGAUCGAUCGAAGAAAGAAGUUCGAGUUACCUGCAGGCAGAAGGACGAGAACAUACCUGGGGGUCACCGAAUCGUUACCGGUGUACUUCAAUAUGGAGAAGUGGCGGAUGAGCUGUUUCGCUCGAGCCUAGACUGGAUCACUACUUCGAAUAUCUCGCCAUAA